Molecule: messenger RNA, 786 nt
Organism: Phalaenopsis equestris
Lineage: Eukaryota; Viridiplantae; Streptophyta; Magnoliopsida; Asparagales; Orchidaceae
Product: CBS domain-containing protein CBSX5-like
Exons: 3
Coding region: 1-786 (261 amino acids)
Source: RefSeq, a predicted model, not a curated record
AUGGCAGUGAACCUUCUGUCUCAUGAGGUAUCCGAUCUCUGCAUCGGCAAGCCAGCACUGAGAGUGUUGCCAAUCUCCGCCACCAUUCAUGAAGCCAUCCUUGUCCUCAAGCAAUGUGGUGAUACCUAUAUUAGCGUUUGGACCUCGGAGGCCUUCGCCGGAAAAUUCUGCAUGGUCGACAUUCUCUGUUAUCUAUGUGCAGAGGAGAACAUAUCGUCGCCGGAGGCCGCCCUCAAGAAUUCAGUCUCCGUCCUUCUCUCUAAUGAAACGGCCGCCCUUAUGGGUCAUGUAGAGUCACAUUCAAGAGUUAUUGAUGCUCUCAACCUUCUUCUGGAAGGACCGCGUAUCCUCUGGGCACCCAUCCAAUCAACGGCAAGCCAUCCCAAGAAUCCCGGAAGUAUCACAGGACAUUCCACAAUGUUCUGCUGGCUGACACAGGAGGACUUCGCUCGCUUUUUCUUCAACUCCAUCGCCACUUUCUCCCCCGUCGCCGACCUUUCUGUGAGCCAUCUUGGCCUCGUCCGCUCCACCGAUGUUUUCACCGUCCAUCGCCACGACCCCGACCUUUCCUUCCUGCCACUCAUCUCUCGUGCCCUCCACGAACAAACCUCUGUUGCGGUCAUCACCCACGAUCGCAAGCUCAUCGGCGAGAUUUCUCCUUCCCCCCUCGCUAGCUGCGACGAGUCCGCCGCCGCCGCGCUUGCUGCCCUCUCUGCCGGCGACCUCAUGACCUACAUUGACUGGCGCGGCUCCCCCCCCGAAGCCAUUUCUGAGGAAGACUGCUGA